Molecule: messenger RNA, 591 nt
Organism: Dalotia coriaria
Lineage: Eukaryota; Metazoa; Arthropoda; Insecta; Coleoptera; Staphylinidae
Exons: 3
Coding region: 106-498 (130 amino acids)
Cellular component (GO): membrane
Source: RefSeq, a predicted model, not a curated record
AUUGCAGGAAAUCGAAUCAGUCGUAUGUGAAUACUGUUCGGUAAUAGUAGCGAAUAUUUAUUAAACCCAUUUAGUACCUAUAGUGUGCAUAGAAUCCAAUUCAAAAUGGGGGUGAACUAUUUGACCAGCGUACCCGGAUUGAUUAAAUUAGUGGAAGAGGUUUUUAACUUUAUUGGAUUUAUGUGCAUCGCUUGUACUAAUGGUGUAUCUGCUAAAGGAGACGCGUUUCUCGCUGCAUCUAUAGGUGCGUUUAUCAUCACCGCCAUUUUCUUGGUCAUCUAUGUGUUGGAUAUACAGGAACGAGUGGGAAUUCCGUGGAUUAAAAUUCAGUUCUUUUAUUGUGUCAUCUGGGGUCUGUUUUAUUUGAUUACGGCUGCGUUAGUUAUCGACCUGGGAUCGGGCUACGUGGAUUCGUACGUUGCUGGUGGAGUAUUCGGUUUGUUUGCCACAACGACGUACUUUAUAGACGCAUUUUUCAAAUACCAAAAGGAACAGUAAUUUAAUUUUUGUUUACGUUAAUGGUAAUUUUUAUAUGCAUUUUGUACUUACUUCAAUAAUAGACUAUAUCCAAUAAAACAGUGUUCGAACGUU